Messenger RNA from Seminavis robusta, 1173 nucleotides. Lineage: Eukaryota; Bacillariophyta; Bacillariophyceae; Naviculales; Naviculaceae. The record is from the annotation of a GenBank genome assembly.
GCCAUUCAGUCACCUGUUACUCGGGAGUCGUUUGAAUUUUCUUCUUCCGAUGUCACUUAGAGGAGGUUGCGCAUGCCACAUCUUUUGCGCGCUUUUGCCGUCCACUUUUUCUUUCUUCUCGAGGCGUCGUUGCAUUUCUUCAAUUUUCUCAGAGUUGUUGCCGCUGAAGCCUUCCCUUUUGUCGGAGAUUGAUCGAACUGUAGCGUAGGACGAAACCAUGGAGCAAGUUGGAGGUUCGAACGAAGCCACCCGUCAGGUGGAGCAAGGAGAGGUCCCUUCCACCCAAACGUUGGAGGAAAAGAUGGAUACUAUUCUGGCCAUGUUGGCAAUGCUGGGCAAUGAGGGCAGCAAGACGGACGAUACUUGUGCCGACUGUCAUGGCGGCUCCAUGAUUCCUCGCCAACCAUCACCACCACCAGCAUCUGGGGGCUACAUGGUCCCUCACCAACAAGCAACAGUGGGGCCCUUGGACCUUGGGCGGCUGCAGCUUCCAGCAGGGUUGCAGCAUUUUACCAUAGUUGCUGGUGGUGCAAAUAUCACCAAUGCUGCCCCGGCGGUGUCUGGGACUGGAUCGGGUACCAUGGCUGGCAGCGAGAUCUCGGCAUUGAUGAAAAAACUGGAAGAGAUUGGCAGCGAAAUCCAAGAGUUGGGCCGAAAUGUCAAGACUCGGGAGACUCGCGAGUAUGGUGAGCAUGAGAAGUAUUACAAAGAUCUCAUAGCUACUGUUUCCGGACUUGGCAGCGAAAUCCAGGACUUGGUCCAAAAGGUCGAUACUCGCUUCGAAGAAUUCAAGACUCGGGAGACUCGCGAGUAUGGCAAACAUUAGAAGUUUUUCAAAGACCUCAUGGCCGCGAUUGCAGGAAACAAAAACUAGACGGUCCUCGAACAUCCGGCAUCGGUUCACUCAUCCCAAGAAAGACAUUGACUGGCUCGGUUGCACUGCUCUUCCCAUCUUCCCAUCUUACGAUCUUCCCAUCACUACACCCACGGUGAGUCCAAACUUUCUUCACGUCACUCUCCACUUUGAAACAAGUCGAACAUGAAACCAGGGACACCAAAAAGGGAAAGAGAAUAGCUACUUAGUUAGUUGGUUAGAAAUAUUGCAAGAAAGCAGCAGGGAGAACCAAAUAACUGUCGUGUGUGUGCUACCGUAGUACCCUCCCUCUCUUCUAG